Molecule: messenger RNA, 2885 nt
Organism: Lotus japonicus
Lineage: Eukaryota; Viridiplantae; Streptophyta; Magnoliopsida; Fabales; Fabaceae
Exons: 7
Coding region: 238-2673 (811 amino acids)
Biological process (GO): mRNA splicing, via spliceosome
Cellular component (GO): catalytic step 2 spliceosome
Molecular function (GO): RNA binding; protein binding
Source: RefSeq, a predicted model, not a curated record
CUCUCUCUCUACUAAAUUUAAAUCUCAAAAUUUCCCGAGCUCGACCCAAAAUCCCUAUUCUGCUUCCCCCAAACUCCACCCAUUCCUCCUCUCUUCACCAUCUACACCGCCCUACUAUCAAUUCCGCCGCCGUUCCUCUCCACUAUCUUUGCCACUUCAGCCGCCAUAUCUCUUCGCGUCUCUCUGUUCUUACGCUCUUCCAAUUCAAUCGAAUUAGGGUUUUGUCUUCGAAUCGCCAUGGCGCCCACCAGGGAAUCCAGUGAAGAGAGAGAUAGCAGGCACAAAAGGAAGAGUUCCAGUCACCGCCACCGCAGGGAUUACAGUGACGGCAGUGAAUCUGAAGAAGGGAAAAGGAAGAGAAGUAAACACAGGGAGCAAUCUGAGAGUUCCGAGGAGGAGGGUCAGAUUCACGAUCGACGCGGACGGAGAGAACCACAAGAAGAACAAGACGGGCGUAGGGAGUCUCGUAGUAGAAGGUACGACGAGGAUGACUGCAAGCGGGGUCGCCAGAGAGAGGACGAGGAGGAGGAGGACCGUCGCAGAGGGAAGGAUCGGCGGGAUAGGGUUAAGAAUGACAGUGGGGGAGAGAGGGAGAAGGUUGAGAAAGAAGAGGGUGAGAGAGUUCGUAUAACUCAUGAUCGACGAGGAGGACGGAGAGAAGCAGAGGAAGAUGGGCGCAGGGAAGCUAGGAGAAGGUAUGAUGAGGAGGAUGAGAAGCGUACCCGAAGGCGGGGAGAGGAGGAGGACCGGCGUAGGGGCAAGGAUCGCCGGGGACGUCGCGGUGAUUCGGAAGAGGAAGAGGAUAGUAGGAAGAGGGACUCUAGGGUUAAUAACAAUAUUGAUAGUGGGAGAGAUAGGCAGAGGGGUGGUAGGGAAGAUCGGAAGGAUGGGCAUGGGAAAACGGCGAUGAAUCCGGAAGGUGAUGUGAAUGGGGCUGCUUCGAACUUGGGCAAGAGUGGGGGUGUUUACAUUCCUCCUUUUAAGCUGGCUAGGAUGAUGAAGGAGGUUGAGGAUAAGAGUAGUCCUGAGUAUCAGAGGCUAACUUGGGAUGCUUUGCGAAAGAGCAUUAAUGGGUUGGUCAACAAGGUUAAUGCUACUAACAUCAAGAACAUCAUUCCGGAGCUGCUAUCUGAGAAUUUGAUCAGGGGAAGGGGACUCUUCUGCCGGUCGUGUAUGAAGUCUCAGAUGGCGUCACCCGGGUUUACUGAUGUCUUUGCUGCAUUGGUUGCUGUAGUGAAUACUAAGUUUCCUGAGGUGGGGGAGCUUUUGCUCAAAAGGCUUGUCUUGCAGCUCAAGAGAGCUUAUAAAAGGAAUGACAAGCCUCAAUUGCUAGCUGCUGUUAAGUUUGUAGCACAUCUAGUGAAUCAGCAAGUGGCUCAUGAGAUCAUUGCUCUAGAGUUGCUCACGGUUUUGCUCGAGAAGCCUACCGAUGACAGUGUUGAAGUAGCUGUUGGUUUUGUCACGGAAUGUGGUUCAAUACUGCAGGAGCUCUCACCUAAAGGCCUUCAUGGUAUCUUUGAGCGUUUUCGUGGAAUUCUUCAUGAAGGAGAAAUUGACAAACGUGUGCAGUUCUUGAUUGAAGGUUUAUUUGCAGUUAGAAAAGCCAAGUUUCAGGGCUAUCCAGCUGUUCGGCCUGAACUAGACCUUGUGGAGCUGGAAGAUCAGUUAACUCAUGAAGUCUCUUUAGAUGAGGCCAUAGAUCCAGAUACUUCCCUUGAUAUAUUCAAAGUUGAUCCCAAUUAUAUGGAGAACGAGAAGCGUUAUGAAGAGUUAAAGAAAACAAUACUGGGCGAGGAAUCUGAUGAUGACGAAGGCUCUGAUGCUGAUGCUGAUGCUGAUGCUGAUUCAGAGGCAGAUGAAGAUGAUGAAUCAGAUGAUGAGGAUGAAGAAAGUAUGCAAAUACAAGAUGAAACGGAGACAAAUUUGGUCAAUCUACGCAGGACAAUUUAUUUAACAAUAAUGUCCAGCGUAGAUUUUGAGGAAGCUGGUCAUAAGCUUCUCAAAAUUCAUCUAGAGCCUGGUCAAGAGAUGGAAUUAUGCAUCAUGCUUUUGGAAUGUUGCAGCCAAGAGAGAACUUACCUGCGGUAUUAUGGUCUUCUUGGACAGCGUUUCUGUGUGAUCAACAAAGUACAUCAAGAAAAUUUUGAGAAGUGCUUUGUGCAGCAGUACUCAAUGAUUCAUCGACUUGAAACAAAUAAACUGCGAAAUGUGGCAAAGUUUUUUGCUCAUUUGCUUGGCACGGAUGCUCUACCUUGGCAUGUGUUAUCGUAUAUUCGCUUGACUGAGGAAGACACAACUUCUUCAUCUCGUAUAUUUAUUAAGAUACUCUUCCAGGAAUUAUCAGAGCAUCUUGGCAUCAAGCUUCUUAAUGAAAGGCUGAAUGAUCCAACAAUGCAGGACUCUUUUGAAUGCAUAUUUCCUAAAGAUAACCCGAAAAACACAAGGUUCUGCAUUAACUUCUUCACAUCGAUUGGUCUCGGUGGUCUUACUGAGAACCUCCGUGAGUAUUUGAAGAAUAUGCCACGCCUUAUCAUGCAACAACAGAAACAAGUUUCAGAAUCUGAAUCAGAGGAUGAGUCUGGGAGUUCUGAUUCAUCAGACUCGGGAACAGAUAGUUCUGAGUCAGAGUCAGAAAGUGAUCGUGAACAACGAAGAAAACGGAGGAGAAAGUAGAAAAUGUUUUUAGUCUUCUGGGCUCUUUCUGGUCUGUAUUCAACUGUUUUCCUAGUAAGCUGAGUGAUUUUGAUGUCAUCAUAAGAAAGAUUUACACAGAACUAUGUUAGUUAAUGGCUUAUUGUUGUAAAUGUGAAGUGCAUAGCUCUCGGCUUUGGUUGAAUUUUGGUAUUUGAGUUAGUUAAUUGAAGUUCUUGAUUUGCUUUGGUUGA